UUUGAUCUCAAACGGGCUAGGGAGGGGAAUAUCCGUGAGGAAAGGGACCGACGAAAGCGUAUUAGGGAAAGGGGGAAUCAAAAACGCAGACCCCCCCGUCGUCUCCAACUCUCUGGUCUUGUCUAAGAAUAUGUGGAUGAACUUGUCCUCGCCGUGUCGGCAGCAGCGAGUCCUACCGUCCGCAUGAACUCGAACCGUGGGAAGUUGUGGAUUUACCGUAGCGCUUUUCUGACUCGGCGGUGGAGCCGCUAAGGAUGGAGACUCUGCGGAGAGGAGCUUAAUGUGCCGCAGAUAUAAGGAUAUAUCUAAAAUAAACCACUGGUGCUGAAAACAAACAGUGUCUCUCGAUUCCUGACAACUAGAGAUGACAGAUUCACCUGCUAAACACCACUCUGAGGGAUCUUCAAAGUUUUAAAGCGACAGUCAAGAAAAGAAAACAAGACAGACCGCCAAGAGAAAGGAGUAUUUCCUCAAGAUCCUGAAGGAUUUGCCAUCACCACCACACAAAUGUGGACCUCCCGAAACGCUGUCAUCAAAUAAUCUGAUCAACGAAACAAACACGAUUGAUAAAACACAAAACUUUUGUAGCCAUGUCUGAUCAUAAGGACAUGACACAUCGCCACUUGCGGCACAAGCUGCAGAGUCUUGGCCGUAGACUGGAUGAACUUGAAGAAGCCACCAACAAGCUGCAGAAGUCAGAGGAUGAGCUGCUGGACCUGCAGGACAAGAUCAUCCAGGCAGAGGGCAGCAACUCGUCCCUGCUUGGCGACGUGGAGGCCCUGAGGAAACGUCUCCUGAAGAUCCAGGGUAAAGAUGAGGAGGUACGCAAAGCUGAGGACCUCUGCCGCACAGUCAGAGAGAAACUGGAAGAGGAGGAAAACCUUACAAAGGAGCUUAAGGCUGAGAUUGAACGUCUACAGCGGAGAAUGGCCGAACUGGAAAAACUGGAAGAAGCUUUUGGGAAAAGCAAGUCUGAUUGCAGCCAGCUCUGCCUCAGCCUCAAUGAGGAGAAGAACUUGACCAAAAAGCUCUCGUCUGAGUUGGAGACCCUCAAAGCCCGUUUGAAGGAUGUUGAGGGGUCUGAGACGAAGCUGGACAGAGCAGAGCAGGCUUUGGCCAUGGAACUUGAGAAACUCAAAGGAUUCACCCAGACCUUUGUGAGUGAGCGUAAGAGGCUGCUAGAGAAACAGAGAGAGGACGAGAAGAUCAUUUUAAAGCUGACAGAAAAACUGGAGCACCAGAAAAAUCGCCUUGGCAUGUCAUCUGACUCUGGCCGGGCAGAUUUCAUGAGGUCACGAAUUGAAGAUGAGCUCUCAUCCACAGGGCUCCUUUCAAGUAAGCUGGCUGGGCACAAGAAGAAACUUGACUACUUCAAGUUGCCUGAUGACAACAUCAGUCUUGUGAACAAAUCUGAAAAUGAGAAGAACAGCAGUCUUGAAGGUUCACAGGAGGAGGACAACAAAGUUAAGGAGUUGACACAGGAAGUAGAGAGGCUGAAGAAUCGCCUCAAACAGCUAGAGAUAGUGGAGGAGGAUUUGAAGAACUCAGAGUUUAAAAAUGGCGAACUUAAUGAGAAGUUCCAGUUGGAACGAAACCGGGCUCGUCAACUGAGUGAGCAGGUGGAACAGCUCAGGACGCAGCUGUGUGGAAAAGGUGGGAUCGGAGGACACGGAACCAGUAAUGUGGGUAAGCACGGCAACGGGAGCAGCAACAUUUGCAGCAACAGCCCUGCUAACGUCCUGGAGAAUGGCAAAGCCGAGAAUGAAGAGAUUAUUGUGAAGGGUGGUUUCAGACAAGAGAAGCCUAAAUAUAGGAGUGCUGCAGCUGUCUCAGAACCGAGCUCCCCCAAACACAGGAACAGGGAUCUCUCUCCUCAGCAUAAGAGAGACACUAAGCUGAGGAGCAAAGAGCUGAGCCACUCUGAGGAGAGCUCUCCUAAGUCCGUGAGGAGAGCCCUCAGUCCUGCUCACAAAAGCAGGAAGACACCCAAAACCCCAACUACUGCAGUUUCAUCCGAUAAUGGAAUAAGAGACACAGGACGAGGAACUGAGGAGAAGGUGAGAGGAGCCACAUACAGCUCUGUAAAUACGUCUUCUAGUGAUAUUAAAAAGGUUUCUGUUCUUAGUCGCUACCCUCCGGCUGCAAAUGACCAGAAACCACUGAGGACAACUCACAAACAGACUGAUGGGGAGACAAAAAAGAGCAGGGUAGAAAAGUUUUCAAAAUUGUAUGUAGGUAGUGAUAGCGAAUCAAACAACUCUGAUGUAGUGCCUGACAGCUCCAGUAACAUCAACAGUAUCUCUGGACUAGAGAAGGACACAGCAUCUGCCUCAGAUCAGGAAUCAGUAGACCAGGUUCAGGAAUCUGCCUCUGUCGCUUCCACUCUGUCCAAAGCUAACGGAUCAUAUACAGCCUACAGAUCACACAUCACUCCUCUGCAGACCAACGACCAGGGGUCAGAGGGUCAUUCCUCAGCUUCAGAAACAGAAUCUACUGGUUCAAGGCCCUCUGAACCAGAACCUGUGACUGAGACAUCCACUGCAACCGUAAGCAGUCGAGCUACAACCUCCAGAUAUCCCAGAUACUCCCAUGUCCAUGACUCACAUUCGGAGGGCUCUUCCUCCAGGAGCUCAUUUGAUGAGGAGCUCCACAGCAGGGCACAGUCAGCGGAGGGGGGCCACCAGGGCCCCAUGCAUACUCCGUCAGGGAUUGAGAUCCAGCGAGUGUGCAGCCCACGUGAGGCGCUGAGGUCAAAAGCUGUCAUCAAGCCUGCUAUUGUUGAGAUUGACAGGAAGGAAGUGAUGAUUUCAGAAUCUUUGUCCACCAAUGGCAAACCCAAAAUCUCCACUAAACCAAUUGUGACCACGACUAGUAAAAUGACCAGUAGUAUAACCAUCUACCCCAACGACCCGAGCUCUUCCAGAACCAGCAGCCGCAGCAGCAGCGUGUGCAGUGAACCCAUGCCCAUCAAAGAACGCCACACCUCCACCAGUAACAUCCUCAUAGGCCCCAGCAAUGAGCACCAUGGCAGUAUUUCCGUCCCGUAUGAAAUCUCCAUCCCCAAGAGUGAGAUCACAUUGCGACCAUGCCAGGACCAGGACUGUGGGACAGACGACCACAGUGAUUCCUCAUCAAGGUCCAAACUCCACAACACUUCCAGAGUGGAGACCACCACCAGCCAUCUGUGCUGCCAGCGCAGCAACUUCAGCCUCCGGUCCCCAGACACCAUGUCCGCAGACCUCAACGACACUGAGUCAGGCUUCGAGAGCAGCAGCAGUACCACCACUGUCACCAGCUGGAGAAGCCAAAGACAAAGCCAGCACUCCCAAGAAGACAGUUUACCAGACAUGAAGAAUGUGACCAUGAGAAGCACUUGGAGGAACAGAGGCACCGGGUCAGUGGAUGAGACAGGCCGGGGAAGAGGGCCUACUAGGAUGAUGACAGAUGGCGUGUCUGAAGACGAGGCUGAAACUGCAACAACAUGGAGGGCUUACCGGGCAACCACGUUUGACACGGAAGAAACGAUAAGCAGUGGCACAGCAGCUGGUGGGAAUGCUGCAGCACAGAAGGGAGCCAAGCCGUCCCCUGCAGAGGUGUACAUGCGUAGGAUCAACAGUGUGGUUACAAACACUAGAGAAGGGGAGGAACCAGUGCUUCGCCGAGGCAAGCGUUCUCAGUCUCCCACUGUAGAAACAGGAGGCCUGGGAAGGACCAUACCCCACGCACCUGUGACCUCUCAGUCCUGGGGCCGCUCAUACACACAACAACCACUGGCUGCUGAUAGUGUAGAUCCCAGUCCAAACCCGAGCCACAGCCCAGCCUCCUGGAGACGACAGCUACCCAGUAGCGACUCACACCAUCUGGGCAGCUCUUAUGACCGGGCAUCCAAGACAGCAGGGACCUCCUCCAGAGGAGGGGAGCUGUGGUCCAGCCGGGGCCAAGGGUCAGGGGCCAGAGCGGAGGGAAGGAGUGGAGCGGGGAGCCGGCCGUGGAGCCAUCGUCAGUCUGAUUAUCAUUAGAUUGCUUGGGUCUGAACAGGACGUCUACAGCAAAGAGGACAGCACUCCAUUAAGCUCUCAACGGCAAAAGCAGAGCCAAACACCAGUCUCCCAUCAACUAAUGGCGACACCUUUUACCACCAUCUCCAACAGACAACACCUGCAGCUUUUAUAACAAGCUAAGAAAAAGAAAAAUAGCAGUUGCAGCCAUAUAGAGCAACAAACCACAGAUCUGACCCUGAGCAUACAAUGAGAUGUGAACAGCUAUCCGGAACUUUCUCUGUCCCAAAAGAGGCUUCAGUGGAAAGACAGUGCCUGUACAGUGUCGUGGUGGUUGCCCCACCAGCCCAUGUAUCCUCUUCUGCUUUUUAUGUUGGAUGUAUUAUAGUGUAAUCCCGAAAUUUGACAAGGGAGAGGCUGGCAUGCUGGGGACGGCUGGAGAUUUUCCUGCAUGCCAGAGAGAGUUUAAAGAGAGUUAGAGGAAGAAGGACUCAAACAUUGAGAAUGCCUUUCUCCGAGGACCAUUACAGCUGGAUUUGUCGCUUUUGAAUCAUAAUUGCAACCUUUUCUUGAUCGCUGAAAAACAACCCAAGCUGCUGCAGUUAACACCAGUACGACGUUAAAGAUGCAUCUUCAUCUCACGGGGCUGGAUCUUCAUGCAGAAUACUUCACAAAACUAAAGGAUCUUUACCUUAAAUGUGACCAAAAACAGGAAGCGAAUUACCCUCUUUGAAGAACCAUAUCAUAGGUCUCUUUUUCUUACUGAGCUCAUUUUUUCUUUGACAAUUCAGUCAGACCAUCUACUUUUUCUUUAUAAUUUUUCUCACGCAUAUAUUCAUAAACCAUAUAAACCAUACAAACACAUGCAUAAACAACAAGUGAACACAUGCACAUUUCUAACUUUAGGUUUAUUUUUAACCGGUGUCACCGCUUUCUGGCAUGCAGUGACCUCAAACUGGAUUUAAUUUGGGGUCUAAGAUGUUGAGUGAACAUUUGCAUGUUUCUAAGUAAUAAAUGAAGAGCACUUGAAAGAUUAUGACUCAGCAUGCACUCUGCUUAAAGGAUUGCUGGUUGGCCGCAUUUUAGGAGUACGCACACAUACACACUCCCACACACACACACACACACACACAUUAUUACUGACAGACCGGGACCUAAUUUAUGCUUUUUGCCAUUUUCAUCAGUUGUUUUGAUUCUUUGUAAUUCGCUUCCUGUUCUGCAUCAUCCCUUCCCUCUCUGCUCAACCAUAUCAAGACAAAAAGAUCGUAGUUUGCACGUAAUGAAAUGCAAUGCACAUGUAGAAAAAAAAUUUCCGGGGGGGAGAGCAUUGUUUAUAACCUCAAACCAUGCUACAGUUUCCAUGGUGCUUUGUUUUACAGCUGUUGCAACUGUCCUCAUUCAUGUAUUUUGAGAGAGCCAUAGCAAAAUGGAGUUUCUGUUUAAACUUUGGGACUUUGGGUUACCAGCAAACCUGGCCUGGCAGGGCGGACAUCUUAUUCAGUGCUGCUGUAAAUACUCUGUACACACCAGCCAGUCAUAGGAAAGAGGGUUGGACUUUUAACAACAAGGAACUGACAGUCCAGCUUGUAUGUGACUGGAUUCGCCUUGCGAAUCGUCCCAGCUUUUCUCUCCAUUUCUUAUUUCUAUAGAGGUGUAUUAUUUUGUUACAUCCUAAAAUAUCAACUCACGGUUGGCGUGUUGGAGCAAUCUCUAAUCGGUGGGGGCCAUAACAGCAAUGGGGGUGCCAUAGAAACAGAUUUAGUUAGCGGCCAGUAAUGAAAUAAGUUGUUUUCAUUGAGGUAAAUGGUGCAUACCUACGACAGAGACCUCACUGACGUUGUCAAACCUUUUCUGUAAAGUUUGAGUCUUUCAACAGGCUCCUGCUGGAUUUUAGGUUUAACACACAAGAUGAACCGCAGUAUGACAGAUGAUGUAAACUUUGAUACGAGAACAAAAUGUAUGAACGCAGCUGAAUGACCAAUUGCUUAAUGGCUUGAUGCACCAAUUCAACACGACAGCAUUGUUUGUUUCCUGAAUCUAAAUGGCAAAGUAAUACAACCGCAACUGUGAACUCUGAACAUAUGGGAUCUGCUGAAGAACUGGGGGACUUUUAAAGCCUGCUCUCCAUCUGGUUGUUCUGCUGUGAUGUAUUUAAGUGCUGUUGAGUCAGACCCUGCUGGGGAUGAUGUGUUUCAGUCUUAGUACAUUUCUCAGUUCUCCUGUAUUCUACCAGUUGACAUCUAGCUGUAAUAUUUAUUAGUCUCCAUGUAUGUACAGGUUCUUUUAUUGUGAAGAGGUCUGCCUGGUGGCAGGAGCCCAGUCUGUCGCCGCUUUGUCACUUUACUGUUUAUGCAAGCAGGAGAUAAUAUGCAAUCAUACUGUCCCCCCAGUGCAAUGUCUGUAACUAUGUCAGUCAUCAUGCUGAUCAUAGGUGGUGACUGUGUGGUGAUAUGUCCAAACUAAAAUGUUUGUUUACCUUCAGAGUGCACAUUUUUUCACUAAUGUUAAUUUUCAUUACUUUUACCUUUUGCUAGAAAAUAUCAACAGUAUGUUAAUCUGUGCCUUGAGAUACAGUAAUCAAGGUAGGUUUUCCCAACAUGUUUAGACUUGCACAAUAUUCUUCCACUUGCUGAGCAGAUAAAUGACAUGUAGUAUGGAAAGGUUGCAUUUUUUUUAACUUCAUAUAUAUUUUUUACAUUUGGCGUGAUCGUUAUAUGGAACAUUGUAAAAGGUAUUUUGGUUUAAGCGUAAAAAAGGGAGGGAACUCCUCCCUGAGGGACGUCGAAACAAGGUUCCCUGAGGAAAAAACUAGAUUUUUGUAACCCAACUUUAAAGUACCCUUUUAAAGAAUAUAGGCCGCACCACCUAAAAAGCUGUGUCCUCUAGAUUGGUCUGUCAGAGUCGCAGGGUGCAGCUCAGCCUCAGAAAGGAUUGCCAUGUGGCCUCUUCAUGGCCGCUGCUGGCUUUAUGAUAGAGCAAAAACAGACCAGACAUACUGUUCAGAGCUCUUAGUGCUCAUGCCAAGACUUGAUGAUCAUAUAGUCCUUCUCUGUUAUUGUUUCUACUACCAGUCUUCUCAUUUACCAAGAGGAAAUGCUGUAUCUUCCCCAAUCUCUCAUCUUUUUAACCAGUUCCAGUUUUCCUUUUAGUAUUUCUGAGAAGCCAAAAGUCCCUUUCCUUUCUUCUUUCUUCUUUCUUUGUUUCUCUGCAUCUUCCUUGGAUUCUCAUUUCCUAAAGGGAAUGUCGUGGUUCUAAACAGCGGUGAUAUGUGUUGUUGGUUAAGAGAGUUGUUUUAUUGAAGGCCAGCGUCCUGUCACCAGAUAGUGAUGGGCUGCUCCCUGGGUAGCUGAAAGGUCAGAGGUCAGGGCUGCGUCUAAUCUUGUCUGUACGUCUUGGCUCAGGGCUUCUAAAUACAGGAGAGAGGAAGACGGACUUGGCGGUGAUGUCCUCUUUAGGGAUAAUUAAAAGAGACGAGGCUAUCAGAUGUCCAGUUCUGCCAGCACACAUGCCGCCAGAGAUGCACGUGGUCGUUCAUCGGUGUGUGAUGUUAUUAAUAUGUCAGCGAGGGCUCUUGUUCAAAGUUCGACAUGCGAACUGGUUUGUUGUAAGCUGUUGCAGAUCCCUGAGUCAAUUGGUGCUGAAUGAGUAAUGUGCACGUGUGUUUGUCAGAGUUGGCAUGCAGAGGCAGGGAUUGUUUUUUAUUUAUCUUUAUGGCUGACAUCACUGUGGGUCAGGAUUACUGUAUAUAGCAACUUGGUGAUGCAAGUGCUAACACCAAUGCCCUCCUCAACCCUCAUCCUGCCUUACUGCCUCAUAAAUUUUCUUGUGUCACUUCUCUCCUUCCACCCAGUAAAAGAUUCUCUAAGAUGCAGACAAUCUAACGGUUUCACUCGUCCUUACUACAACUAAACUGUGCAAGCGCUACCAUUUGUGUUUGUGUCUUUGUUUGUGUGUCCUUUCUUGUCUUUUGCCCCCGGCACCCUGAAGAGAGUACUCGAGUUGGGGCUCCCAGGAAGAGCCCAGCUGUUGGAACCUGUAGGUUUUAUGACAUGUUGGAGGGUGUUCCUCCUGGAGACCAGCUUCAAAGAAAGCAGGGCUUUUUAAAGGGCAAAGUUGAAACUCCAUCCUCCACUACACAUGCUUCCUUUCUUCCUUACAAGGCCCUAAAGUACACUAACCCCACCACCAACCCGGCUGCAUCCCCUCCGUCCAUUGAAACCUAGCUCGACUCUUCAGAAUAAAGACCAGUUGUGACUUUUCGGGCAUCGUGUCACUACUCACAUGCCACAGGUCUUAUUCGUUGCUUCCAGUGGCGAGAGCCUGGAUAGCGUUGACAUGGUGGAAUGUACUGACUGGUCAUCUGGGACUUAAGCGAAGACUUUACAGGUCUCAAGACUUAUGGAUUUUGUGGCGCUAUAAAGAAACGGCUGGGUGCUGUUUCAGAGUUUGUCGGUUUCUGUGAUCUGCGAAUGUUGGCAGCUUUGCAAACCAUUUGUUGAAUCAGAGAAUCAGUUCGAUAGCUUCUGCCAGAGCAGAAUAUUUCAAACACUGCUGUGGAUGAUACGAUUGAAAACUCCCACAAGGAGGAGAGGUGGUUAAGCAGUGGAGAGAAAAGAGGCUGGUUCUGAUUUCCUGCUUAAAUACCAGCGAAAGACUUAACAGAAAUCCUCUAAAGCUCUUCUGGUGUAUGUAUAAACAUCCGUUAUUUACAAGUCAUUGUUUUUUUCCCUUUUAUAAAGUAGACUAGAAUGUACUUAGUGGAGAUUGGAGUGGCUCGGUAGAAAUGGCUCUCGGGCAGCGAGCAGGCCCUUUUCCUCAAAGGCCUCCAUUGUGAAGCCAGGGUCAUGGUGUCAUUGGGUGGCGUAGGCUGUAAUCUGCACUUAACCAGCACUUAACUUUAAGACCUCAAACGACUAAUGCCCCAUUUAGUCCCCCUUUGUCAAAAAGUUUCCUCUUUUGCGUCCCAGAAUUUACUUUAAAUCUGUUUUGUGUAGCUGUUUGCUGAAUGUACCACAGUCAGGUAUAUGUUUUUGCACCAGCCGGAUUAGAGUAUUUACGAAUCAUGUCACCAGUUAAACAAAAGGAAAUUGGCUCAGUUCGCUCAGUGAAUCAAUCAAGUUCGAACAUAUUUCUCGAGGUAUGACACUUGUUAUGCCUGUGUCUCAGCCUUCUAACAUAGUGCCAAAAUCAUUCCACAGUAUUUCCAGUUUACAGUGAGAGACAGUGCCAGUGUUUCCCCAAGAUGGAUGCCCUGUCUCUAAGAUACUGAAAUAGUGGGGAAAUGUUCAAUUUGAGGGUUUUCUUUUUUUUUUGUUGUUGUUUUCUGCUUAUGUAUGUUUUUAUUUCUUUGUUAAACAAAAGAUGUCUUAUUUUGGAAGCUAUAUCGGAUAGAUUUUAUUUAAGGAAAAUCUUGUACUUUUGUAAAGUGGGCCUUAUUAUUGAAAUAUAUUAAGUAUUUGUCCAUCUUGAUUUUAAGAAUGAUAUUUUUUGCAAGAUAAUGUAUCUUCCUCAUUGUUAUUACACUCCUGGAGAGUACUGCUUCCUGUAUUUUGUGUUUGUUAUUUUAAUGCGAGACAUUUCUCACGACCUGGAGACAUGAUGACACACCGUGGAUGAGAGAAAGAGAGACCGUUUAAAAGAGAGGGAGAGAGAGAAGCCAGGGUUGUGUCAUAGUCAUUGAAGAAAGAGAGCUGUGUGCAUUUUAUCAGAGCUGAGCAGGCCUGCUGUGCUGAGUGGUUCACCAUGUGUCGUCCCGUUUAUUUAUCGGGGCUCAUUCAGUGCUCCGGCCUCUUCGCUGCUCUGUUCUCCCUCGCUCAUAAAUUCAGGGUUUGUACAUCAUCUGUGCUGUAUGUUUGUAAGUGCUGCCAAAGAAAGAAGCAUGCAGGCCCCAAACUCGCACAAGUGUGUGUUUUAUAUGUGUAUGUAUAUAUAUAUAUAUAUGAACACAAAUCAUCUAAUAGGAAUUAAAUGACAACAUGUACACCCUUACACACAUACAUGCACAGACUUUUGAAAUUCAGGCCUGUACAAUCAUUUAUAAAUUUAUGCGCAGAAGAAGGAGACUGACAGACAGAGGUGUCAAACACGGAAAUGUAUGUAAUGAAAUCAGAUCAAAAGGGUUUUAUGAUUUAUUAUUGCUUCUCAGUGUGUCAGUAAUGCCAAGCGGAUUAUGUCGGGAGGCUGUUCUUUUUUUUUUUUGUUUUUUUUUUUUUGUUUUAGACUUAAUACAUUGUGCAUGUUUUAACCUUACUGUGGCUGGCGCACUCUGCAUGUAGGUCUCUUGAAGCUGCCAACUGUACAGCAGACCAUAUGUAUUCCAAUAAAAAUAAAAACCAACCUGU
Toxotes jaculatrix (banded archerfish) is the source of this 10339-nucleotide messenger RNA. RefSeq names its product leucine zipper protein 1 (gene luzp1). NCBI's taxonomy places the organism in Eukaryota, Metazoa, Chordata, Actinopteri, Toxotidae. The transcript is spliced from 9 exons. Bases 591 to 4019 code for a protein of 1142 amino acids. The record is from RefSeq and is a predicted model, not a curated record.